UAUAAACUUAUUUAUUAAUUUGGAGUUUUAUAAUUUAUUUUAAACAUAAAAUAAGUUCAAAAUGAAAUUAGUGCUCAUUUUGGGAUUUAUAGCAUUGAGUAGUGCUCUCAGUAUUAGCCGCCAAGAGGUGGACAACGAAUGGGAGAAAUUCAAACAUGAAUAUCGCAAAAACCAAUACUACGCCAACUCUAAUGAGGAGGCGCUUCGGAAGCAGAUAUUUGCGGACACCUAUGACAUGAUUGUCAGACAUAACAAAGAGGCCGAUGAAGGCAUCCAUACCUACCGAUUGGGUGUCAACCAGUUCUCGGACAUCACGGAUGAAGAGUACAGACAAAUGUUGACAUUAGACGUGUCGGCGCUGGAGGGACAGCAAACUUAUGACAAGAAGCCGUACUCCAUAAAAGCACAGUUACCCGAAAGUGUCGACUGGAGGGCCAAGAAUGUGGUGACAGCCGUCAAGAAUCAGGGAUCGUGCGGUUCAUGCUUCGCCUUCGCCAGCGUUGACACGAUAGAGAGCGCGCACGCCAUCAAAACCGGAACUCUGGUGACCCUAUCCCCGCAAAACGUCAUCGAUUGUAUGGGCAACCCG
Oppiella nova is the source of this 589-nucleotide messenger RNA. Lineage: Eukaryota; Metazoa; Arthropoda; Arachnida; Sarcoptiformes; Oppiidae. The record is from the annotation of a GenBank genome assembly.